Saprolegnia diclina VS20 is the source of this 1019-nucleotide messenger RNA. RefSeq lists its product as hypothetical. The transcript is spliced from 3 exons. The coding region runs from base 157 to 972 and encodes 271 amino acids. The record is from RefSeq and is a predicted model, not a curated record. Lineage: Eukaryota; Oomycota; Saprolegniomycetes; Saprolegniales; Saprolegniaceae.
CGAAGAGCGACAUGCCUCCCAGCUGGGCGACUGGGGAGGCAGAGAGCAGAAGACAGACAGCACCGGUCUCCGAUUGGAGAAUACGACAAGUCGGCUACAAUUCCACUCCAGUCGUGCUUCGUUGUGGAGAGCUUGCAUUUCGUACUUGCUUUGGGCAUGGGCUGCUUCCAAUCGACGUCCGCACACGAGCCAGGUCCAGGGCGGCGCCGUCAGCAACCACUAGCGCCCCCGCCGCCAUCCACCAACACCAACGGCAACUACCCGGACGACAGCAGCUUGUCGUUUUUGAGUGAGAACCCGCCGCCGUCGCUCUUGCCGCAGAGCAGCACGCACUCGUCGUUUCCGAUGCUCCGGUCGAAUGCAAACAGCAACUCCACCAACAAGUCGUACUCGACGAACGCGUACUCCAACAACGGCACGGUGGGCGGCGAGACGUUCCUCGAUGUGCCCGAGGACCCGCAGUCCGUGCGCAAUAUCUGGGACGACGCGACGCAGGCCGAGAACGGCGCGCGGAAUAUCUGGGUUCAGUCCAACAACCCCAAGAGCAUGAAGAACAUUUGGGGCCUUCUCAGCAACGGUACCGACGCUAGCCACGUCCGAAGCAAUGGGACGGGCCUCGAGUCCAACAUUUGGUCGGGCCAAACCAAGGUCGACUCGCAGGGCCGCCGCACCAACAUUUGGGGCACGUUCAUGUCGACUGCGUCUUCGAACGGCCCCAAGUCGGGCGGCCGCUGGAGCUUCAUGUCGUCCGGCGACGAAAACGUGUGGAGCCAAGGCACGGAUCAGACCGUGGGGUCGAACCCGCGGCCAGCACCACCAAAAUCGGCCGUGCGGUCGACGCGUGACCUCAACUUGAUUGCGAUCGACGAGGAGCACGAGCAAGAGGUGUUCCGAGCUAUACCUACAAGCGAUGCGCCGGCGACGCGCCCGGGCCAAGGCAGCGAUACGUUCCUCAACUCGGUCGUCGUGUAGGCUAUCGCGUGCGAACACAUGUAAUAUACUGGUCAUCUUUAUCGACA